AUAGGGAGCUCAUGAGUCCAGACUUUACCGAGACCUACUACUCAGAAGAAGGACAGCCAGUAACUGUGACCAAUCAUGAUUAUACUGACCACUGCUACUACCAUGGACAUAUAAGUGGACAUCCCGAAUCUUGGGUUGCCAUCAGCGCAUGUUCAGGAGUCAGGGGCCUGAUAUCCUUGAAUUUUAAUGACACAUACUACCUGGAGCCAAUGGGCGGUGAGAGCCCUGUCAACCAUUCACUGCUGAGCGCCAGUGAACUGCAAAUCAAGGGCGGAAACUGCGGCCAUGGCCAUCACACCACACAGUCGGACAAUAUCCUGAGCCUACUCAAACCAUUCCAUUCAAGGGUUAAGAGGAAUACCUUGGGUACGACUAAAUACAUGGAGCUGUAUAUUGUGGCAGACAACACACUGUUUAAACGGCAGAAUAAGGACUAUCAAAAGACAAAAGCAAGGAUAAUGGAAAUUGCCAAUUAUGUGGAUAAGUUCUACAGGGCUCUUAACAUCCGCGUGCCUCUUAUUGGUCUGGAGGUUUGGACUGACCGGGAUCAGUGCAUCAUCACGGAGGAGCCCAACGCCACACUCUGGUCUUUCCUUCAGUGGAGACAGAAGCUUAAAUCUCGUAAAAAACACGACAAUGCGCAGCUGCUCACCGGUGUGAUUUUCAAGGGGACAACUAUUGGCAUGGCACCACUGGAGGGGAUGUGCAGCCUGGAAAACUCUGGAGGCAUUAAUGUGGACCACUCGGACUUGUCUAUUGGUGCUGCUGCUACCAUGGCGCAUGAGAUUGGCCACAACUUCGGCAUGAGCCACGACCACGACGGCUGCUGUGUGGAGGCCACUGCUGAGCAGGGAGGCUGUGUGAUGGCUGCUGCCACCGGGCAUCCAUUCCCACGAGUUUUCAGCCGCUGCAGCAAACGGGACCUUGACAACUACUUUCAGAAGGGAGGGGGCAUGUGUCUCUACAACAUGCCCAACAUGAAGGACCUGGUGGGAGGCAAGAAGUGCGGCAAUGGCUUUGUGGAGGAUGGAGAGGAGUGCGACUGUGGAGAGCCUGAUGAAUGCACCAAUGACUGCUGCAAUGCCAAUAACUGUACCCUGAGGGAAGGGGCUCAGUGUGCCCAUGGAGUGUGCUGCGAGGCCUGUAAGUUAAAGCAGGCAGGGACCAUGUGCAGGGGGCCGGCCGGGGCAUGUGACCUUCCAGAGUACUGCACAGGUGCCUCCCCCUACUGCCCCUCCAAUGUCUACCUGCUGGAUGGCUCCUCCUGCCAGUAUGGACUGGCCUACUGCUACAAUGGCAUGUGCCUCACCCAUGAACAGCAGUGCCUACAACUCUGGGGCUACGGAGCUCGACCAGCCCAUGACGCUUGCUUUGAGGACGUCAACGCUGCAGGGAACGCGUUUGGCAACUGUGGAAAAGAUGAACAUGGCAACUACAAGAAGUGUGACAAAAGUGAUGCCAAAUGUGGAAAGAUCCAAUGUCACAGCGCUGCCAAAAAGCCCAAGGGCACCAACGCGGUUUCCAUCGACACCACCAUCAGGACGGGGGGCCGGGAGGAGAAAUGCCGGGGCACCUACGUCUACAGCACCCAGGACGGCCAGGGGGACCUGCCCGACCCCGGCCUCGUCAUGACCGGCACCAAAUGUGGAGAAGGCAAGGUGUGCAGAGACCGCAGAUGCCAGAAUGCGUCUUUUACCGAGCUGGAGACGUGCAUCGCCCGGUGUCACAGCAAUGGGGUGUGCAACAGCAAUGGGAACUGUCACUGUAAUCGAGGCUGGGCUCCUCCCUUUUGUGAGAAACCAGGCCUGGGCGGCAGUGUGGACAGUGGACCUGUGCAGUAUGACAGUCAAGUGGGUCUGGUUGCAGGGCUGCUGUUUGCCUUCCUGGUCAUCCUGCCUACGGUGUUAUUGCUCUUCUACUGCUACAGAGUCAAAACAUCCUACUUGCACAAGUGGCUUCUGCAGAGAGAGAAGAACAAGAGUAACAAGACAAAGGCAUCAGCAGAUAAAGGGAAAAAUGGCCAUCUGAAUCCUGCCUUCCACCUGAAGGUGGUUGGCCCCAUCAACCGAGCUAGUAGCCACAAGGGGCUUCCUCACACCAGCAAAGAAGUCCUACCUCUGAGACCAGGCCCCAUCCCGAACGGUACCCAGCCCGUAAAUGUCGUACGACCUCUCAGGCCUGCACCAUCUCCCAAAAGUGGUCCCCGUACCUGCAAGGUGGUACGGCCACCUCUGCCCGUCGGAAAGCCCCCAGCAGCUCCCCCCAAGUCCCCCUCAACUCCACAGAGACUCAGCCCACCCAAGAAACCACUGCCCCUUAACCCAACGCGAUCUCCACUGUUGGUGUCUGGGCUGCAUCCCAAACAAUCCCCGUUCCCUCCUCAGAGGCCUCUCCCCCUCAGUCCGGCCAGGGGGGCCCCGUCCACAGUGAGUCCGUGCAGGAACCCUGGCUCCAAACCCUCUGAGGGCCUACUGGUCAUGAUGCCCCCUGCGGUUGGACCCAAACCAGUUGGCAAAGUCUCAGCUAUCCCACCCCUUAGAGCCUGUCCCUGGUGCCAAACAAAGCUCAGCCUCACCUUCACCACGAAAAUGACCUCCCUCUUGCCUCUGUGGCCCCUGAGGAGGCAGUGGCUGACAGCCUAUUUGCACUAAAGAGACUUUGGCUAGUGAACUGCAUCGCUGUCACACAAACCAGAGGAGGACAAACACAAAGUUAAAACCAGAGACACGGAGGAACAAACAAAACCCGAUCCACUUCGGACUUUAAAUGAAACAUGACCCCAACCCCCACCCUCUCCUUGAUUCUGGCCCCACGCUAUUCUCCUCCGGUUCCCAGUGUGUUAACAUUGAGCACGAUGACGCGGUGUUGCACGGAGGCCUUGCAGACUGAGACAAAUUUUAUUGCUGGGGUACGGUUUCAUUUACCAAAAUGUUUUUUUUUAGAUCAUUGUUUCAUUUUUUUUUAUCAGUUAAUGCUGUCCAUGUAUAUAAGUGCAUUUUUGUAAUGGCGUUUGCUUUGUUUACACUUGUUUUCAUGUCAUGUGACAUGGUUUAUGUUAUGUGCCAAAGAGGUCUUUUCAUACCUGGGGUGUGUACCAAUUGCUUGAAAAUCUUCUUGUGCUAAGUUCACCACAAAACCCUCCGAAUGUGUUUUUUUUUCUUAAUAAUUUAUUCUAAAUUACAAACCUGGAGAUAGAGAUGUCUUCUGUUACAGGAGGAACAACAGCCAAUCAUGCAGCAGCUUCUUUUUAUCACUGUUUACAUAGGGGAGGGUUCGAUGGAGGCUUGAACUUGCAGGGCACACCCCAGUUUGCUCCUAUUUUUUUAAUGUAUUUUACCAUGUUUUAUUACUUUUGAUUGUUUACCAUAAAAUUUUUUUUACAAAG
Menidia menidia (Atlantic silverside) is the source of this 3385-nucleotide messenger RNA. NCBI's taxonomy places the organism in Eukaryota, Metazoa, Chordata, Actinopteri, Atheriniformes, Atherinopsidae. The record is from the annotation of a GenBank genome assembly.